Molecule: messenger RNA, 4090 nt
Organism: Magnolia sinica
Lineage: Eukaryota; Viridiplantae; Streptophyta; Magnoliopsida; Magnoliales; Magnoliaceae
Product: 1,4-alpha-glucan-branching enzyme 1, chloroplastic/amyloplastic
Exons: 20
Coding region: 204-2471 (755 amino acids)
Biological process (GO): starch metabolic process; glycogen biosynthetic process
Cellular component (GO): cytoplasm
Molecular function (GO): 1,4-alpha-glucan branching enzyme activity; hydrolase activity, hydrolyzing O-glycosyl compounds; cation binding
Source: RefSeq, a predicted model, not a curated record
CUCCUCUGGUUCUCUCUCUCCAUGCAAAACCCUGCACGUAGCAGCAUUAGCCGUGAGAGAUGAGUCCAGAACCACACUAUUAGGAUCGUCACGGUUAUUAUCUUCUUUAUAUUCAUAGGACGCCCGUCGUUGCCUGUCUUUCUCCAUCUCCAUCUGAGCCUCUUUCUCCUCCUCCGUCUAUCAAAACCUUAGCCAGGGUCAAGAUGGCAUUUUCUCUUUCAGGGAUCCGGAUCCCUGCUUCCAUCCAGACCGUCGGACCUUCAUCCCGAUCGAGUAUCAACGGUGAUCGGAAGAACACGAAUCUCUCUCUACUGAAGAAGGAUCCUCUCUCUUGGAAGAUUUUUGCUGGAAAGUCGUCUUAUGAUGCUGAUUCUGCAUCUACAACGGUAGCAGCGUCUGAGAAGGUUCUCGUUCCAGGUGGGGAAAGUGAUGGAUUUUCAUCGUCUACAGAUACUGUGGAAAGGCUAAAAACUACUUCUGAAGAUAGCCAGGUACUUGAAGAAGUUGUUGGGUUGCCCGUAGAAGAUGAUGGCAAGAUUGAGGAUGAACAAGAAUCUUUUACUUCACAACUCGCGGUUGAUGAUGUGCUAGAUUCUGUUCCUGCAAAAACCAUGGAAGGUGAUGGUGAGGCUGAAGUAAAGCAAAGAUCUAUUCUUCCACCUGGUACUGGACAGAAAAUAUAUGAAAUUGAUCCUCUUUUAAGAGGUUUUAAAGGACAUCUUGAUUAUCGAUAUAAUCAGUAUAGGAAUAUGCGUGAGCAGAUUGAUAAGUUUGAAGGUGGUUUGGAAGCAUUUUCUCGUGGGUAUGAAAAGUUUGGCUUCAUCCGCAGCCAGACAGGUAUAACAUACAGAGAAUGGGCACCUGGAGCAAAGUUUGCGUCAUUGAUAGGAGAUUUUAACAACUGGAAUCCAAAUGCAGACAUUAUGACAAGGAAUGAGUUUGGUGUAUGGGAGAUUUUUUUGCCAAACAAUGCUGAUGGCUCACCACCUAUUCCCCAUGGAUCUCGAGUAAAGAUUCACAUGGAUACUCCAUCUGGUUUCAAAGAUUCUAUCCCUGCUUGGAUCAAGUUUUCUGUACAGGCUCCUGGUGAAAUUCCAUACAAUGGCAUAUAUUAUGAUCCUCCAGAAGAGGAAAAGUAUGUAUUCGAACAUCCUCAACCAAAACGACCCAAAUCACUGCGGAUUUACGAGUCACAUGUUGGAAUGAGUAGUCCGGAGCCAAAGAUCAACACAUACGUUGCAUUUAGAGAUGAUGUACUUCCUCGUAUUAAAAAGCUUGGAUACAAUGCUGUCCAGAUUAUGGCCAUUCAGGAGCAUUCAUAUUAUGGAAGCUUUGGGUACCAUGUUACCAAUUUUUUUGCAUCUAGUAGCCGUUUUGGAACUCCGGAUGAACUCAAGUCAUUGAUUGACAAAGCGCAUGAACUUGGAAUUCUUGUUCUCAUGGAUAUAGUGCACAGCCAUGCAUCAAACAAUGUGUUGGAUGGGUUGAAUAUGUUUGAUGGAACAGAUGGUCACUACUUCCAUUCUGGAUCACGAGGCCAUCAUUGGCUGUGGGAUUCUCGCCUUUUCAACUAUGGAAGUUGGGAAGUCCUGAGAUUUCUUCUUUCAAAUGCAAGAUGGUGGCUGGAUGAAUAUAAGUUUGAUGGGUUCAGAUUUGAUGGUGUAACUUCAAUGAUGUACACUCACCAUGGGUUGCAGGUUGGAUUCACUGGAAACUAUAAUGAGUACUUUGGGUUAGCAACUGAUGUGGAUGCAGUGGUUUAUUUGAUGCUAGUUAAUGACCUCAUUCAUGGGCUGUUCCCUGAGGCUGUUACUGUUGGUGAAGAUGUCAGUGGAAUGCCAACUUUCUGCAUACCUGUUCAAGAUGGUGGUGUAGGAUUUGAUUAUCGCCUCCAUAUGGCUGUUGCUGACAAAUGGAUUGAAAUUCUUAAGCAAAAGGAUGAGGAUUGGAAAAUGGGUGACAUUGUUUACACACUUACAAAUAGAAGGUGGGGAGAGAAAUGCGUCGCAUAUGCUGAAAGUCAUGAUCAAGCUCUUGUUGGUGACAAAACUAUUGCAUUCUGGCUGAUGGACAAGGAUAUGUAUGAAUUCAUGGCCGUGGAUAAACCAUCAACUCCUAGAAUAGAUCGUGGAAUAUCUCUCCACAAAAUGAUCAGACUUGUCACAAUGGGGCUAGGUGGAGAAGGAUAUCUCAAUUUCAUGGGAAAUGAAUUUGGACAUCCAGAAUGGGUUGAUUUUCCAAGGGGUGAGCAACGUCUUCCAAAUGGGACAGUAAUUCCUGGAAACAACAACAGCUAUGAUAAAUGUCGGCGUAGAUUUGACCUCGGUGAUGCUAAUUAUCUAAGAUAUCAUGGGAUGCAAGAAUUUGAUCAGGCAAUGCAGCAUCUGGAGGAGGCCUAUGGUGUGCCCUAUAUCCCAAAGCCUAAGUUUCCACUGUACUCAACUGGUUACCUUAAAUAUUGCUGCAUAUGACCUUAUUAGCUCUUCAAGGCCCCUGGAUGAAACAGUUUUAACUUCAUUCACCAAUCACACAAUUCUAACAUGUGUGAUUCAUAUGCCUUGGACAGGAAACUCAGUGUUUAGAGUCGCAUAUAAACAACACAUUCUACUACCUAGGGAACAAGGACAUUCCUUCUUCUUCUUCUUUUCUUCUUUUUCAAAAUUUUUUGUCUCAACACAUGUCCAUGUCCAUAGUCUCAGAAUCUCAGAAUUUUUCAUGGGUAUUCCAACUUAUUCAAGAAAUUGGUCGGUUCCAACAAAACUCAAGAUCAUUAAAGGAUUACUAUUCGACGCUUCGGGGUAUGUGGGUUGAGUUGGAUAUGUAUCAGCCUCUUCCUUCCAAAUGUAAAGAGGAUCAUGAACAUGCCCAUAAGCAACAGGAUGAUAUUCGUAUCGUGUAGUUCCUAGCUGGGUUGAAUUCUGAUUAUUUUCAUGUUCGGGAUUAGAUUGUUAUGCAGGAUCCUCUUCCCUCAUUAACGACAGUCUAUGCCAUGUGUCAGCGUGCUACUGUCUCUACUCUUCCUUCUCAUCUUUCCCAAACUCUUCUCCUUCUCUCUCAAUCUUCUCCUCUUUUCUUCACAUAGCUCAUAAAAAAGAACGGUUUUAUGUUUAAAUGUUAUCAUCUUUUAUUUUUGAUACACUUUUUUACAUAUAAUAUAAUUGAUUUGUAGGUGAAUUCUUAUUUUUCGUUUUUGGGAUUUUUUACAUAUAAAAUACUAUUUACCAUUGCAAUAUAAUUUUAUUGUGUUAGAGAUUUGUGUGGACCUCUCAGCAUAUCUGACUUUUUAAACCACCAUGUUCAUGUCCAAGUUAAUGGUGGCCAACUACCAAUAAUGUAUGCUAUCCUGUUAUUAGGCGCUGAACUAUUGAGAUAAUCUUAGCUAUGGAUGUGAGUUCUCGUCUAGUAUGGACUCUCGAGCCUAUUUAUUACAUCUCCUCUCAGACUCUAAUGUGCCACCUAGCACUGCAAUCCUGGCACUUGGAGCUGUAUGACUCAGAUAGGUUUCAAUGAAAAGAAAAAAACACUAGACUAAAUUAAACAGGCUUUUGGGGCCACAUACAUUGAAAUCUUUAUGCUUUAGGUAUCCAAUGUGGAUAAACCACUAUCACUGUCAAUGCUGAAAACCCUCAUCUCAUGUGUAAACAUGUAGAUUCCCAGACUUUAGCUUUUAGAAGGGCUUUUAGGACAUCACAGUGAGGAAGCUGUAUUGGAUGUUGGGAGUAAAUACGUAGUCCCUUUUGCCUUUUGGAUUGACCAAGAUGUCAAUGUAACUUCAUCCCCAGACCUUCAAAUUUACAUCUAAAAUCAGUAAAGCCACCAAGAUAUUGUGCUCAUUAUAUGUUCCAUGUGUUCAUCUAAGUGUUCAGUUUAUAUUCGUAAGGGAGCUAGUUAGGUGUUUCUGCUUUUUGGGGGAAGGCUUGAUUUGUGCAGUUUCUGUGAAAAGCAUUUGCCAGAAUUGACAGCAGACUGAUGUUAAUAAUUUUAUCAUGCAUAAGGUUGUUUUUGUUCAAUUUUAGGCUGUUUUCGAUAUAGUAAUGAAAUCUUCUCUGGAUCUGUUUUUUUAAUAUGAACACUUGGAAGCAAUUUAUCA